AAAUUUCAUAAUGGUGACUCUUAUAUAUGCUUAAGUACCAAGAAACAGAAUAAUAAGUUAUCUUGGGAUAUUCAUUUCUGGCUUGGUGAGACGACAUCACAGGAUGAAGCUGGAGUUGCUGCUUAUAAAACUGUUGAAUUGGAUGAGCUUCUUGGAGGUAGUCCUGUGCAAUACCGAGAGAUCCAGAAUCAUGAAUCUAGAAAAUUCUUGUCUUAUUUUAAACAAGGAGUGCGCUACAUCGAAGGCGGUGUUGAGUCUGGUUUCAAAAAAGUGCAACGCGGUGUAUAUGAAAAAAAAUUAUUUCAUAUUAAAGGCAAACGCCUAGUCCGAAUUUAUUCAGUGGAAGUUAAUGUAACAUCAUUAAAUGAUGGCGAUUGUUUCAUAUUGGAUGACGGCAAGAAAAUUUAUUGUUGGUGCGGUAAAGAUAGUCGCAGGACGGAGCGGAUAAAAGCAAUGGAGGUAGCUAGGAGCAUUCGUGAUGAUGAACGCGGGGGUAAAGCUAAAAUUUACAUUAUAGAUGACGGAGUAGAUCCUGACAGCAAAUUUUUUGAAGCCUUGGGUGGAUUUAACCGUGACCAAGUAUUAUCUGCUGAAGCCGUUGACGAUGAUGUUUCUUCAAAAAAAGAUAUUCAUUUAUACAGAAUUUCGGACGCUAGUGGGGACUUAGAAAUGACGCAGGUCGAUGAAAGACCAUUAAAAUAUGAACAUUUAGACCAUAAUGAUUCUUUCAUCUUGGAUAUCAGAGGCAACGAAAUUUUUGUUUGGGUCGGUUCAAAAUGCACCACAGCGGAGAAAACAAAUGCAAUGAGUCAAGCUGCAACAUUUAUUGAAAAAUUCAAUUAUCCUAAGUGGACUUGUGUUACUCGAGUAAUAGAUGGUGGAGAGAAUUCUAUUUUUAAGCAAUUCUUCGUAUCAUGGCCGAAUCGAAAUAUUCUCGUUGCAGCUCCUAAAUAUAGUUCUAGUAAUAUCGGUAAAGUAGAAAUACACAUUGAAAUUUAG
Trichoplax adhaerens is the source of this 999-nucleotide messenger RNA. RefSeq lists its product as uncharacterized. The transcript has 11 exons. Gene Ontology annotation, biological process: actin filament severing; actin polymerization or depolymerization; barbed-end actin filament capping. Gene Ontology annotation, cellular component: cytoplasm; actin cytoskeleton. The annotation marks the transcript as partial. The record is from RefSeq and is a predicted model, not a curated record. NCBI's taxonomy places the organism in Eukaryota, Metazoa, Placozoa, Uniplacotomia, Trichoplacea, Trichoplacidae. Gene Ontology annotation, molecular function: phosphatidylinositol-4,5-bisphosphate binding; actin filament binding.